UCAAGUGACGCUGACGCCAUACGUUCCCAAAUCAGGGUAUAAAAAGAAAGCGUGUUCUUUCUGAGGCCACAGAACAAUCAGUGUACUACUGGUCCUAUUUCCUUGUGUGUUUGAGUUAGGAGCCAUGAUGGAGUGCCAACAUGCUCCAGAGAUGAACGGAGGAGUCGACAGGAAUCUGACCGUGUGCAAACAUAAUAGUUUGUGCAAAGAAAAGGAGUCAAAGGACAAUGUAGAAGCAGAAAAGAUGUCUAUCGUAGAGAGAGCUUACAGAACCAUACUGAGUGAGCUCGGAGAGGAUGUGCACCGGGAGGGACUUCUGCGAACACCACUACGUGCAGUCAAAGCCAUGCAAUUCCUCACCAAAGGAUACAAUGAAACAACUCAGGAUAUAUUGAAUGAUGCGAUCUUUGAUGAAAACCACGAAGAGAUUGUUAUCGUCAAGGACAUAGAGUUGUUCUCGCUUUGUGAACAUCACCUGGUGCCCUUCUUUGGCAAGGCUCACAUCGCGUACCUCCCAAACAAGAAAGUGGUUGGCCUCAGUAAGCUUGCUAGAAUUGUUGAGAUCUACAGCAGGCGGCUUCAAGUUCAGGAGCGUCUAACCAAACAGAUUGCUUCUGCCAUCUCUGAGGCGUUGGAGCCGGCAGGAGUAGCCGUGGUGAUUGAGGCUGUCCACAUGUGCAUGGUGAUGAGAGGCGUGCAGAAGAUAAACGCCAGCACUGUUACAAGUGUCAUGCUGGGAAAAUUCCAUGAUGAUCCGACAACCAGGAAGGAGUUCCUUAACCUCACAAUGAGGAAGUGAACGAUAGUUCAUCAGUGGAUAAAAGAAGUUCAGAUCGGGCCAGUUGAUGAAGUCUGAAGUGCUCCACCUCUAUUCCUAUUCAGGCCACACGAUAUUCAAACUAGUUGUCAGAUAUAAUUAGACAUUUAGAUUAAUGGUGCUAUUGUGAUCAGUCAAACUCACACAUCUCUGCCAGUUUUACUUUCAGUGAAUUGGUCUUUUGAAGCGUUAAGGGUGACACUGCUUGAUUUCAUAUUUAAUCCAUUUUGACUGUCAGGUACAAGCAGCGCUGUCACAACCGUGAAUUUUAUUUGCCGAUUAACUAUCAGGAAAAAAAAAUGCAAUUCAUGAUUUAAUUGUCUGUGAUUAAUUUAAGCCACACAGCGGUGCUGGUAGGAAAAACUAUUCUAUAUAUAUUCUUUUGGUAGCAAUUAUUUUGCAAUAUUCAUAUUUGUUUACAAUUUCCAGAGUUCUUGACUAGUAUAAAGAUGUAUUGUUAUUCUUUACCUUUAUCUGUCCACCUGUACUGUUUUUGUCCCUUGGUAUUUCUUUUUCUGUGUUUGUUCAUUGUAAGAGGAGCACAAAUGGAGUAAAAUCCAUGUGAAAGCAUUUUUGGCCAAAU
Molecule: messenger RNA, 1400 nt
Organism: Pungitius pungitius (ninespine stickleback)
Lineage: Eukaryota; Metazoa; Chordata; Actinopteri; Perciformes; Gasterosteidae
Product: GTP cyclohydrolase 1-like
Exons: 6
Coding region: 125-799 (224 amino acids)
Biological process (GO): tetrahydrobiopterin biosynthetic process; tetrahydrofolate biosynthetic process
Cellular component (GO): cytoplasm
Molecular function (GO): GTP binding; GTP cyclohydrolase I activity; zinc ion binding
Source: RefSeq, a predicted model, not a curated record